Molecule: messenger RNA, 450 nt
Organism: Mytilus trossulus (common blue mussel)
Lineage: Eukaryota; Metazoa; Mollusca; Bivalvia; Mytilida; Mytilidae
Product: complement C1q subcomponent subunit C-like
Exons: 2
Coding region: 1-450 (149 amino acids)
Molecular function (GO): protein binding
Source: RefSeq, a predicted model, not a curated record
AUGAUGUCUCAUUUGUGGAUACUGAUCAUCUUAUCUUCGUUAUCAUACGGACUCAGUAAUAGAAAAAAUUGUCAUACACUAUGGAAACAACUUGAAAGUUGUAUAUCUAGAAAAGAUAUUGAAACCAAGCCAUCACAACGGGAGUCAGUAGCCUUUUCCGUAACACGGACAACUGACACACAAUUGUCUCCCUUACAAACGCUGGUGUUUGAUAAGGUUUACCUAAAUGAAGGUGGCGGAUACAAUGCACAUACCGGUUUGUUCACGGCUCCUGUAAACGGAAUAUAUUAUUUUGCAGUUACUUUCAUGGCACAAAGUGGCAACACUCACUUACUGCUGCUAAAGAACAAUCACGAAAUCGCUCGAGGCUAUGGAGACAGCACAUAUGAUAUCGGGUCUAUUGUUUCAUCUGCUUAUUUGAAAAAAAAGAGUAAUCAUUCGAGUAGCUGA